Molecule: messenger RNA, 1131 nt
Organism: Penicillium verhagenii
Lineage: Eukaryota; Fungi; Ascomycota; Eurotiomycetes; Eurotiales; Aspergillaceae
Exons: 1
Coding region: 1-1131 (376 amino acids)
Source: RefSeq, a predicted model, not a curated record
AUGUUCAAUCCACACGAUCCAAGACAUAACCCACCAAGUACAACACCCUUUCGUCGUCAGGAGAGCCAUACUUCAUCUUCAGACUCACAGAAGCAGCAAUCCCACUGGGUCCAAGAUCUCCCCCGUCGGUCUCUCCACAAAGCUCGAUCUGGUUUGCUGGCUCUUCGUUCCGGCUUUUUGCGACGCCCCCGUCAGAACAUGAAUAUCGAGAAUGCACCGGCUCAUCACAGAGAGCUAUCGAGUGCUAGUACACAAGAGGAUCUGGGCUUUGGUGUUGCCCUUUAUCGAACCAAUGUCCCCUGGCCUCCCACAGAUGAUGAGCCUAGUAUCGAUAUAUUGAUGAGAGCGGCGGCAUUCCAUCCGCUGGCAAACAUUGCAUCCGCUCCCGAGGUUCAGGAUUUUUUGACUUUGGGAUCUCAUGACCCAGAUGCGGUGUUUUCAGACCAGGCGGGCAUGGCGUUUCAUGCUUCACCGACUUUCAAUAGAAGUUGUGAUCAUAUCGCUCAUCCUCAGAGCUCCCAUGAAACGAAAGCCGAGAGGAAUGGUGAUCAAGAGAUUGACAUGGAGCAAGAGACGAAUGUAACUCUUGAAGCUCAUUCGGCGACAUCCUCGACAGACUGGGAAACCAUAAGUUCUUCCUCGAUAUGUUCCACUGGUGGCAAUGAACAGAGACUGCAUGAUGCAUAUGAUUCUCAAGCUGAACAUGCGCAGGGUCGAACGAACUCCCAGCACAGCCAAAGUAUCAUUCUCAAUGGUGGCAUUUUAACGGCCCAAUCAAACAAGGAGGUGAAGCCAAUCAAACUUUCGGGUAACUUGACAUUGAGCAAGCAACCGUUGGUGAAUAAGAACAAAUCAGUUAUACGACGAGUCUCUGGUGUUUCGAGUCAAAGUUCCAACGCCUCCGAGGGACAAGGUUCGAGUUCUAUACAAUCCGAAGCGUUAGCGGCAACACAGGAGAGGUUAUUGCAGCAGAACAGCUCAGCUAGUUUUGCAGAUGACUCUCUGUCUACCUCAAGCCUCGAGACAGGCUCUCUUGAAGUUCCAAUCUUCUUUCCUGGCUGGCAUGAGGCAAUGAUGGAGCAAUGGGCAAGUGGUAGUGAGAGCCAUCAUGAGUUGCCUGCCUCUCUCUAG